AUGUUACUUCGCUACCAAUGCAACAAGGACAGAACCAGCUCGUUCAGUGAAGUGAUGGCUACUGCUCUGAUGUUGGUGAUGUUGCUUCAGUUGGCAAUCUGUUUGUGUGCAGCUUCUGAAGAGGUCGAGACUACUAUGGAUGGUUAUAACCCGAAAUUGAAUGACACUACUACUGUGCCGGACAGAGUCAAGCGAAACCCGCCGCCAGCACCCAGUAAUAACGACAACUCGAAAUGCGUCAAGGAUCCUGCACAAAUUCAUGAAAGUACGCGUGGAAUUGUGGCUUUAGGCUCGAUCAUUGCCUUUAUUCUCUGCCUGGGUCUGAUGCUCGCGGUUGCGUGUGGAUGUAUAUGCACGGAAACAAAAAUGAUUGAUGUGGAGUGA
This is a messenger RNA of Meloidogyne enterolobii, 384 nucleotides long. The record is from the annotation of a GenBank genome assembly. Lineage: Eukaryota; Metazoa; Nematoda; Chromadorea; Rhabditida; Meloidogynidae.